GUACGCAGUGACACUUUUAUCUUGACAUCAGGUGCUUCAAAGUUCAAAUUUCCUUAACUUACGCUUUUGCAGUGAAGUCAUCGAUGAAAUAGAGCGUCACGAGUUUGGGGCUUAGGAGCAUUUUACUUCCUCUAAAAUUACUAAUAAGUAGUGGCUAGUUCAAUGGAUUAUAUCGUGCUCCAAUGGCACAACGAAAUAGUGAAGGUUCAACAGUCAGCUUUUUCUAUCAACAAGAAAGUAACAGAAUGGAAGUGGAAGGAACUACGAUCACCUUUGACACAGAGACUUUAAGCGCUGUAGAAUCUGGGAAAUCAAGCUUCGAGUUACUUGGAUCAGGAUUCUUUGCAGAUGUUUACAAAUACGUCUGUCCCCAUUCAAAUAAAACGGUCGCUUUAAAGCACUUAAAGAAAGCCAAGCUGAAGGAUUGUAAGCCGAUAGCCACCAAAUUUCAAAGAGAGAUGGUCGUACAUAGAGAUUUGGAACACAAGCACAUUGUCAAAUUCUUUGGAAGCAUCAGGGCUGACAACGUAGGGAAGCACGGUUCCAUGUUUCUCGUUAUCCAGUACACAGAGAUGAGGUCCCUGAACUACCAAAUGACCAAAACGAACUUGAAAAGGAGCAAGAUACUGAUAUACAUAGAACAGAUACUCCAAGGACUUCGUUAUCUUCACACGUACAAGAGCAACCAGGGCCAGCUGCAGCCUAUAGUUCACAGAGAUCUCAGAUGUGACAAUGUACUCAUGGCUGCAGAUGGUACUUUGAAGAUUGCUGACUUCGGAUUGUGCAAAAGACUGCACGAAAUGGCUGAAGCCUCAGGAAUCGGCUCUCAAAUGGGGAAUCCAUACUGGACUGGUCCAGAAUUGAUGGACAAACAAAGAAGAAUAGGUCUAAAAGCAAGCAUACUAGUUUUGACCGACAUUUGGAGUCUUGGAGUUCUUACUUUAGAGUUGUACUAUUAUGGAGCAAGUAAAAUACCGUUCAUAGCCGGAUUAACACAAUAUGAAUACACAACCGAAAUUGCAAAUGGGUAUGGACCCAAGAUUCCGGAUAAAGCACCGCAGGAGAUCAAGGUACUUCUGAAAAAUUGCUUCAAGUAUGAAAUAACAGAGAGGGCAACAGCAGCGAGCCUACUAUCGAAACUGAAAACAUUCGAUUCAGGUCGAGUAGCAGAUUUAGAAAUACCUUACCCAUCGUCACCCCAAAAUGAUCACUCAGAAGAUCCUACAAACUCCACUUACAGCAGUAGCACUAUCUUUGAUGGGGUGCCACGUUCAAAUUCUGACUUGUUCAAAACGAUAAACCGCACAGAAUGUCUUACUAAGUUGUGCGAACCGAAAAGUGAAAACUAUCGGCUUAGGCGGUACACAUCUAAAGGGACAGAAGAGUUAAUCCUUGAAGAUGGUCAAAAUGGAACGUAUGUCAUCAAGAAGAGGGAAAAUGACGAAGAAGUUUUCAAAGUGCGUUUUCAGAAAAACGAUACAGUACUUUCCUUACAGCAAAAUGACGAGGAAUUACUUAUCAUAGAGUCUUCCGACAAGAAUAGCAAAUACCUCAAAACUUCGCCGGGGGGUGUAUUUGCUCAAGUGAACGAACCCAAGGGACUUAAGAAGUUAAAACGAAUGUUCAAAUUAUCGAAUAAAAGAUUGGUAGUUAAAUCUGUCGCAGCACAUGGUAGGGAGUUGAUGGAAUGUAUGAGUCCGAAACUGAGUCGCAAGGAAUUACCAACGGACACAGAUUCCCUGGCGAGUUCUAACACCUCUGACGGGGCUUUUUAUAGCGUCCGAUCACAUGCAGAAAGUGUGGUGGGGUCCAUGACAGCAUUUACGACUGACGGUAAGCGUUUGGAUAUUAAGAAAAGCAAAAACUCGGAGAACUUUAUGUAUCUCAUGCAAUAUAGAGGAAAGAUGGAACCUGUCUUGGCGGAAUUUAACAUGUUUUUGAAAGACUGUAAAUGUGAUAUAUCAGUGACUCCAGAUUCCAAUACCGCUUUAGUGGCCAUUAUGGUCGCCUAUUUCUACAGACAUAAACUUUUAACGACCAAGAAAACCAAAUGGAAAACCAAAAGUUCAUCAAAGUACCGAUUAUCUAAUGACUUUUCGUAAGGUAAACCUUGACAGUUGACAUGUUAUGUAUCAAAGUUGAGUUCAAAUUAUAAAUGUUGACAUAUGUUAGAAAAUCCUUAUCCUUAUAAUUCCUUUUUAUUAUUGAGAUUUAC
Molecule: messenger RNA, 2215 nt
Organism: Bolinopsis microptera
Lineage: Eukaryota; Metazoa; Ctenophora; Tentaculata; Lobata; Bolinopsidae
Exons: 7
Coding region: 183-2102 (639 amino acids)
Biological process (GO): protein phosphorylation
Molecular function (GO): ATP binding; protein tyrosine kinase activity
Source: RefSeq, a predicted model, not a curated record